AUGAAUUCGCCAUGCAUGUCUGGGAAUGUUUGUACAAAGAAUUUCCCCAAGAAAUUUGUUGACACUUCUACAUUAGAUGAUGAUGGAUAUCCUAUCUACAGGCGUCGAGAUACUGGUAGGAUUGUACUGAAGAACGGGAUUCCUCUAGAUAAUAGAUAUGUUGUGCCACAUAAUAGAGAGCUGUUAUUGAAGUAUAGGGCCCACAUCAAUGUGGAGUGGUGCAAUCAAUCGCGGCCGAUUAAGUACCUUUUCAAAUAUAUCAACAAAGGCCACGAUCGUGUCACUGCAGAAUUUUGCAAGUCAAACACAGACAAGGAGAAUGGAAAAGUGGUGGAUGAAAUCAAUAUGUACUACGAUUGUAGAUACAUUUCUCCAUGUGAAGCGGCAUGGAGAUUGUUUGGCUUUGACAUUCAAUUAAGAGCUCCCUCAGUUGAACGUUUAAGCUUCCACCUUCCUGGGCAACAAAGUGUCAUAUUUGUAGAUGAUGAUCCUGUUGAGAAUGCUGUAAAUAGGCCAACUAUUGCCCAUAGUAGGUUCAUGGAAUGGUUUGAAGCUAAUAGAACCUACCCAGAAGCAAGAGCAUUGACUUAUGCUGAAAUGCCUACUAGAUUUGUGUGGAAGAAAGAUAUUAGGAAAUGGACUCCAAGGAAAAGAGGAUUUGCAAUCGGUAGGGUUUUUUAUGUUCCUCCUGGUACCGAAGACAUAUAUUACCUUAGAUGCCUAUUGAAUAAGGUGCGGGGACCCAUGAGUUUUUCAGAUUUAAUGAAAGUAGAUGGUGUGCAGUUUGAUUCCUUCAAAGAUGCAUGUUAUGCCAGAGGGUUAAUAGAUGACGACAAAGAAUAUGUGGACGCUAUUAUAGAAGUCAAUGACUGGGCAACAGGAAGUCAUUUGAGAAGAUUGUUUGUUACUUUGUUAAUGUCAAACUCCAUUGCAAGACCUGAUGCGGUUUGGGAUGCUGUGUGGCACUUGCUAUCUGAGGACGCUCAAUUCCACGUGCAAACAAAUUUGAACAUGCCAGGUGUUAGGAACAUAUUGUAA
This is a messenger RNA of Ipomoea triloba (trilobed morning glory), 1038 nucleotides long. RefSeq lists its product as uncharacterized. The record is from RefSeq and is a predicted model, not a curated record. Bases 1 to 1038 code for a protein of 345 amino acids. The transcript has a single exon. Lineage: Eukaryota; Viridiplantae; Streptophyta; Magnoliopsida; Solanales; Convolvulaceae.